AUGAACUCCAUCAAGGCCGUUUCAGUCCUCUCGUUCUUUGCCAGCGCUGCUGCUGCUUGGCCCAUGAACACCACCUCUUCUAGCAGCACCUGGUCAGCUACUACCACUUAUGCUUGCAACCCUGCCCACUCUUACCCUGGCGGAGCCUCUUGCAUUUCUACUGCUGGCUCUUUGACCCUCGUCACUCCUUCCCCCAGCAGCUCUUGGGCAUCUACCACCAGCUAUGCUUGCAACCCUGCUCACUCCUACCCUGGCGGAGCCUCUUGCAUCUCUACUGCUGGCUCUUUGACCCUGGUCACUCCUUCCUCGAGCAGCUCAUGGGCACCUACUACCUACGCUUGCAACCCUGCCCACUCUUACCCUGGUGGAGCUUCUUGCAUCUCGACUGCUGGAUCUUUGACUCUGGUCACUCCUCCUGCGAGCACCACAUACACCACCGUCUACACCACUGACUUCGUUACCUACUGCCCUUCGCCUACGGUCGUCACUAUCAACAGCAAGACCAUCACUGUCACCGCUGCCACAACUUUGACCGUUGCCUGCCCCACCUGCGUCAAGACUUCCGUCGUUACCAAGCCCAUCUCCGCUACUACCAGCAGCGCUCCUGCUCCCAGCGCUACUGGAAACUGCGUCGACAAGUACAACACUUGUAGAACCACUCGUGGUCCUGAUGGCCUUUCCGCCAACCAGGCCCAAUGCGCUGCCGACAACGCAGCUUGCCAAGGCGCUUGCUACGCUGCCUUGGGCGUUUGCCAGACCACUCGCGGUGCUGAUGGCCUCUCCGCCAACCAGGCUCAGUGCAUUGCCAACUACGCUGCUUGCCUCGGCGAGAACCCCAUCGCCUCUACCGGUGGUAUCAUCUCGAGCUUCAUUCCUUACACCGCCACUGCAAGCUCAACUGGCUACACCACUACCACAACUGUCUACACCACUGACUACGUUACUUACUGCCCUAAGCCCACCGUUGUCACGGUUGACAGCAAGACCAUCACUGUGACCGCACCCACCACUUUGACCGUCCCUCAAACCAAGACUGCCACUGUCACCAAGCCCGUCCUUGUUGCUCCUUCUGCCCCUGCCAGCUCCGCACCAGCCUCAUCCGCACCUGCCAGCUCCAAGCCUGCUUCGUCAGCCCCCGUCGCUGCCCCUCCAGCCUCUUCAGCACCCGCUGCUUCCAACACAGUCUGUGCCCCUGCUCAGACUGUUACCGUCACUCAGUUCGUGACUGUUUCCAAGCAGCAGGAGACUUCUGCUCCUUCCAGCGCACCUGCUACCACCCAGAAGCCCUCCUCCGCUGCCAUGAGCUCCAAGCCUGCUUCCUCUGCCCCCGCUAGCUCCAAGCCCGCUUCGUCCGCUCCCGCCAGCUCCAAGCCCGCUUCUUCCGCCCCUGCCUCGUCGGCCCCUGCUCCUUCCGCCACUCCCGCUGGCAAGUGCCCUCUUAACCUCGUCGCUGGCGCCUACGAGUACCCCCACGGCCUCCGCGUCAACGGUGUCAAUGGCUACAACCUCGUUGUCGACAAGAACACCAAGACUGACGUUGUCUUUGACAUCCCCCAGGCUGAUGCCGGCAAGACUUGCAACACCUACUUCACCCUCCCCAACAAGUCCGACCUUGAAACCACCAGCUACACCUUGACUGGCGCUGGUGCCAUUAGCGUCAUGAAGGAUGGCAAGGUUGUCUCUACCUUCACUCCUGUUGCCGGCAACGCCUACCUCAUCGAGUCUGGCAAGUGCGCCGCUGGUCAGUCUGUUACCUACACUUUCAGCACCACCGACUCUGUGAGCUACAACGGAUUCAACGACUACAACCCUUGCCCUCUCGGUGCCUUUGUCACUGUUGCUUAA
Messenger RNA from Aureobasidium namibiae CBS 147.97, 1845 nucleotides. RefSeq lists its product as uncharacterized. NCBI's taxonomy places the organism in Eukaryota, Fungi, Ascomycota, Dothideomycetes, Dothideales, Saccotheciaceae. The transcript has a single exon. Bases 1 to 1845 code for a protein of 614 amino acids. The record is from RefSeq and is a predicted model, not a curated record.